Molecule: messenger RNA, 204 nt
Organism: Phyllotreta striolata
Lineage: Eukaryota; Metazoa; Arthropoda; Insecta; Coleoptera; Chrysomelidae
Source: the annotation of a GenBank genome assembly
AUGUCGGGAAAAGAUCCCUGUAAACCAUUCGCUUGUAGAAUCCAAGUUUGUUUAAGAGAGAACAACUUCCAGGAAUCCAAAUGCACGAGCGUCAUUAAUGAUAUGAAAGAGUGCUGUAGAAAGUGGAAGAACCUCAGUUACGUGUGUCAAGGAAUGAACUUGGAUACUGAAACAGACGAUCAAAAUGAACGACAGAGAAAAUAA